This is a messenger RNA of Octodon degus (degu), 1510 nucleotides long. It is a transcript of the gene Dpep1, whose product is annotated as dipeptidase 1. The transcript has 11 exons. The record is from RefSeq and is a predicted model, not a curated record. Bases 129 to 1349 code for a protein of 406 amino acids. Lineage: Eukaryota; Metazoa; Chordata; Mammalia; Rodentia; Octodontidae. Gene Ontology annotation, biological process: proteolysis. Gene Ontology annotation, molecular function: metallodipeptidase activity.
CAGUGGGUGCCGUGAGAGUGUGGCGGGCGGCCCACGCGGUGGAUGCUGGCUCAGGGCCGAGGGGCGACUGACUCCUCAUUCGCACAUCCUCUGCCUCGGGCCAGGCGUCCAGCAGACCCCACCGCGUCAUGUGGGCCGGCUGGUGGCUCUGGGCCCUGGUGGCUGCGUGCGCUGGGCAAACAUAUCGCCAGAAGGCAGAGACCAUCAUGCAGACAACGCCUGUCAUUGACGGGCACAAUGACCUGCCCUGGCAGCUCCUGAAAAUGUUCAACAACCAGCUGCACACGGGGGCUGACCUGAACACCCUGGCUGGCACGCACACCAACAUCGCGAAGCUCAGGGCCGGCCUCGUGGGCGCUCAGUUCUGGUCUGCGUAUGUUCCCUGUGACACUCAGAACAAAGACGCUGUGAAGAGGACGCUGGAGCAGAUUGAUGUCAUCCACCGCAUGUGUCAGGCAUACCCCGAGACCUUCAUGUGUGUCACCAGCAGCACAGAAAUCGAGCAGGCCUUCAAGGAGGGCAAGGUGGCCAGCCUGGUGGGAGUGGAGGGCGGCCACUCCAUUGACAGCAGCCUGGGCGUCCUGCGGGCAUUGUACCACCUGGGGAUGCGCUACAUGACCCUCACCCACAGCUGCAACACGCCCUGGGCUGACAACUGGCUGGUAGACACUGGGGAGGAUGAGGCUGAGAGCCAGGGGCUUUCAGAGUUUGGGAAGCGCGUGGUGAGGGAGAUGAACCGCCUGGGCGUCAUGAUCGACUUGGCCCACGUGUCGGUGGCCACCAUGAAGGCUGCCCUGCAGGUAUCCUCAGCUCCCGUCAUCUUCAGCCACUCAUCAGCCUACCACCUGUGUGCCCACAAGCGGAACGUGCCCGAUGACGUGCUCCAGCUAGUGAAUGCCACACGCAGCUUGGUGAUGGUGAACUUUUACAGUGACUACGUGUCCUGCUCGAAGCAGGCCACACUGUCUCAGGUGGCUGACCACCUGGACUACAUCAAGAAGGUGGCCGGAGCUCAAGCAGUGGGCUUUGGUGGAGACUACGACGGGGUAACCAGGCUGCCCGAGGGGCUUGAGGACGUCUCCAAGUACCCAGACCUGGUGGCCGAGCUGCUCCGGAGGAACUGGACUGAGGAGGAGGUCAAGGGAGUGCUGGCAGAAAACCUGCUGAGGGUCUUCAGGGAGGUGGAGCAGGUGAAAAACCUCUCUCGCUUCCCUGAGGAAGAGCCCAUCCCUCAGAACAUGCUGGGCGGCUCCUGCAGGACACAGUACGGCUACUCAGGGGCCCCUGGCCGCUUCCCCGGGCCAGGGGCCCUCCUGGCCUCCCUUCUCCUCAGCUGGCAUCUUCUGUGAUACCCAGGCGUCAGCAGCCGCCACGACCCCAGGAGUGCAGAGGAGGGGGCUAUGUGGGCGAGGAGCUGGGUCCCAGGAACCUGCACCCACACAGGUGCGGCUCCCCAGAAGGGGCCUGGUGCCUGCAGUGUUCCCAAUAAAGCCAUGGCCCCUCCACCUCU